AUGCUCGUGGUGGACGAAUGUAUGAGUGUCUGGAAGGGACGUGAAGCCAAGUUUACGCACGAUGGGCUUCCUCACAAAACAAAAAUUGCUCGAAAACCCGAAGGAAAGGGAACUGAGCUGAAAUUUCUCGCCGACGGCGAUAGUGGAGUGCUACUAGGACUUGAACUUGUAGAAGGUGUUGCUCUGCAACGUCAGAAGGCACAUUUCAGUGAAUUUGUGCCUUUGCCUCAGUGA
Molecule: messenger RNA, 234 nt
Organism: Phytophthora nicotianae INRA-310
Lineage: Eukaryota; Oomycota; Peronosporomycetes; Peronosporales; Peronosporaceae
Exons: 2
Coding region: 1-234 (77 amino acids)
Source: RefSeq, a predicted model, not a curated record